GCAUUCCAACAACCGACUCAACCGCCCUAGCACUACCGCCCUACGACAGGCACAACUGGUACAAUGAUGCGAACUGGGGGCGCAGUGACUUUGGCUUUGGCCACACUGCUAGUUUGUUGCAGUGCUAAUCUUCAUCAGGAUCAAGAUGUAAGUGUGGGUGAACACCGUACUGGAGACUACGACACUAACGGUCAGAAACCACGUAACUUGGAUCCUCUUGGCGGUGGACAUUUGGUGCGCGAAGUACGGGAACUACGCCAUUCUCCUUAUUUCACGGGUAGGAGAUUCGAAUUUGUAAGUCCUUAUGGGGGUAAACGCGAUCCUUGGUCACCUAUCGAGUACGGAUAUUAUGGAGACGGCUAUCCCAAGCGCAAUUUCGAUGAGAUCGACCGGUCGAACCUAAACAACCUCGUGAAGAAGCGCAACUUUGACGAAAUCGACCAGACUUCAAUGCCCUUCCCGUUCAAGCGAUUCUAUCAUCUUUACGGACCUAACAACUUGGAUUCACCAGUAUCAAACUUCGAUAAGAAGAGAUACAGACCAGACUACCCCAUGGAUGAGAUCGAUCUCUCUCAGUUUCCCAUCGGCUCGAAGCGCGCCUAUGACUUCUCCGCUACGCACCACCAACGUUGAAUACUAAAAUGAGCAAUACUCGACCUAUUUUCAAACUUUUAAAAUAUCGAUAAAGUAUUUACUUAUUUAUCCAUAUCCGUCACGCGUCUCUCGCGUCUUUUAUCUAAACCAGUUUUAAUGAGUUCAAUUUAAAAUUUAUCCCUACUUAGAAUUUCCUUACGUGACUAAACUUCAUAAAUAUGCAAAAUACACAUUUACAAAAUGCUAAAUUCACAUUAUACAAUAUCUACUUAGAUAUUUUGAAACUUUUCUCAAAACAAAUUUAGUAGUAAAAAAUAUUUAGUAAUUUUAUUUAAAUUAAUAAAAUUAU
Messenger RNA from Melitaea cinxia (Glanville fritillary), 943 nucleotides. It is a transcript of the gene Ork, whose product is annotated as orcokinin peptides-like. The record is from RefSeq and is a predicted model, not a curated record. NCBI's taxonomy places the organism in Eukaryota, Metazoa, Arthropoda, Insecta, Lepidoptera, Nymphalidae. Bases 64 to 633 code for a protein of 189 amino acids. The transcript is spliced from 7 exons.